AUGCCUUCACAAUUCCCCGCUCCCACGGCGACUCCUCGCUACAGCUUCUUGGACGAUUACAGCGAAGGAGCUCACCCGGCCCUGCUCAAAGCCAUUCUUGCCGGCAACACAUCUCAAGAAGCCGGCUACGGAGGCGACUCAUAUUGCGACCUUGCCAGGCAACGGAUACGUCGGCACUUGGGUCGCGAUGAUGUUGGAAUCUUCUUCGUCCCCAGCGGGACAUCAGCCAAUGCCAUAUCCAUCGCAGCGUGUCUAAGGCCCCACGAAGCUGCCAUUGCCGCAAGCUCGGGGCACAUUGUCACAAGAGAGACUGGUGCGGUGGAAGCCAGCGGGCACAAAAUAAUCAACGUCGCGCCAGUCAAUGGCAAGUUGACAACCCAGAGCAUUCAACGCGCGGUGGACGAGAACUGGCAUUUCCCCCACAUGGCAAAGCCGAGGUUGGUGUACAUCUCUAAUGCGACGGAGAUUGGGACGAUAUACAAGAGAGACGAACUUGCUGCAAUUAAGCAGGUUUGCGAACAAAACCAGCUGAUACUCUUCCUCGACGGCGCACGCAUCGGGACAGCAGUAGCAUCAAAAUCAAACGACAUGACGCUGCACGAUAUCCUUGAGUUGACAGACAUCUUCUGGAUCGGAGGCACAAAGAAUGGAGCGUUGCUUGGAGAAGCUGUGGUCGUCAAGGACGCUCGUCUAGCGACCGAGUUCGAGUUCUACGUCAAGCAGCAUGGUUCGCUUCUGGCCAAGAGCAGAAUCAUGGGCGCGCAGUUUGCAGAGCUUUUCAGAGAGGAUCUCUAUUUCGACCUCGCGCGGUUAGCUAAUUACUGCGCCGAGACGUUGUCCAGCGGUAUUGCUGCAGCCGGGUUCUCGGUUCACGCUGUGACGGAGACGAAUCAGGUGUUUGCGGUGCUGCCCAUGAGCUUGAUCAAGGUUUUGCAGGAGCACUUCAUCUUUUAUGUAUGGGAGAAGCGAGGGGAUGAUGAGGCUGUGGUGAGAUUGCUCACAACGUGGGCGACGGAAACGACAGAGGUUGAAAAGUUUGUCGGUUUGGUUCAGGGCUGGUCCGCUGGAGCUGCCGAAAGUCGAAUUUAA
This is a messenger RNA of Colletotrichum abscissum, 1089 nucleotides long. Its product is annotated as beta-eliminating lyase. The transcript has a single exon. Gene Ontology annotation, molecular function: lyase activity. The record is from RefSeq and is a predicted model, not a curated record. Lineage: Eukaryota; Fungi; Ascomycota; Sordariomycetes; Glomerellales; Glomerellaceae. Bases 1 to 1089 code for a protein of 362 amino acids. Gene Ontology annotation, biological process: amino acid metabolic process.